CUCCCGAAACUUCCUCCUCCUCGUCCGCCCUGGACAUGGCAGCAGCUGCGGCUGAGGAGGAAGACCAGGGUCAACAAGACCCUGCGAAAAAGUCCGUGGCGAAACCACCGGCUGAUGCGGUUCACAAGACCAGCACAGCCCUCCAAGAGGUGGAAGAUCUCCUGAGAGACAGCUUCCCUGACCUCGCCAACAGCAUGUCCGACUCGAGAGUGGCUGAGCUCUACGCGUAUGCGACGUCAACAAUGGAAGAUAGUCGUCGUCGGUCCUCCUACGACUCCCCCACGGCGAAAGCGAGGCGAGGAUGGGAUGGAAAAGACAUUCCACCAAAACGCACGUCUCAGAAGAAACUGCUCCUUCUUGAGAAGCCAAGGACGGGAGACUCGGUGGACGACCUCUUUCCAGAUCUCCCGUCAAAGGACGGACUGGUCAAACCAGACCCUGUCAAAGUGGAAUCCUUGAAACAUGCAAUUCGACUCCUUCGGCAAAGGAUUCAAACGCGAGAGGUCAGCGAGUUGCAGAAGCUCCACUAUUUGCUUCGGACGACAGUUCAGCCCGGCGUGCACUCUGACAUUUACUGCAAUGAGUUGACCGAGUUUGAGAAGCAGCUCAAGUCCGUCAAGUACUGGACCGCCCCUCCGGAUCCUAGACUAAAGAAAAAGGGAAAUGGAUCCUUGGAGCAGAAGGGGCAAGAUUUUGUCUCACUUUAUAGCGAGGAAAACGAGACUCCGAGGAUUCCAAAGUCGUCCACUGGAGGAAGGAGCACCACGGAUGACGAAGGGGCCGUGUCGUCCACCGCCUUCGAAACGGACACAACUGUGACGACGGGCUUCGAAGCGACCGACGACUAUGACGUGUACCAAAACCAGAUUCGUGCUGCUUAGAAGAGCCUGUCACAUCCAUCUUCAUCUUAUCUUUCCUUCGGUCCGGCAAUGUUUGUGUGCAAAGUAAAAGUCUCACAAUAAAACGUGUUAUUGAUUGACCAGGAUUGCCUUUCUAAGUACAUACGCUCCGGACACGGCAAACUUUUGAACCAAUAUUCUCUGCUUAAACAAGGAAAGUAUUCUAGACGCAUUUGUACACAACUAGAUUAGCAUUUCACCAUUGGAACCAAUUUUGCUUUCCUCUUUCUCCCCGAAA
Molecule: messenger RNA, 1137 nt
Organism: Folsomia candida
Lineage: Eukaryota; Metazoa; Arthropoda; Collembola; Entomobryomorpha; Isotomidae
Exons: 3
Coding region: 36-881 (281 amino acids)
Source: RefSeq, a predicted model, not a curated record